Tachysurus vachellii is the source of this 6775-nucleotide messenger RNA. RefSeq names its product unc-5 netrin receptor B (gene unc5b). Gene Ontology annotation, cellular component: membrane. Gene Ontology annotation, biological process: netrin-activated signaling pathway; anterior/posterior axon guidance. The record is from RefSeq and is a predicted model, not a curated record. Bases 337 to 3153 code for a protein of 938 amino acids. NCBI's taxonomy places the organism in Eukaryota, Metazoa, Chordata, Actinopteri, Siluriformes, Bagridae. Gene Ontology annotation, molecular function: protein binding; netrin receptor activity. The transcript is spliced from 17 exons.
CUGCUCGUGUGUUUACUCCUCGAGCGAGUGAACACCGUGCAGGAGAGACGGCGCGCGCUCGCAGGAUGGACGCUCACAGAUAACAGUCGGCGUCUGCCGAGCUUUCUUUUUAUUAACUGAAAGGUGUUUUUUUUUAAACCUUCUACAGUGGUGGAAUUGCUGUUGAACUUUGCUCACUUUCUCUGCUCCUAGUCAGUGGAACUUAACCGUAUUUUAAAGUUUGAGGACACAGAGUGAUUUUGCGGCUUUCAGAGGAAAUAUCUGUCACUCCAGUGCGCAGAGGCUCGACUACCGAAGAGACUUUUUUCCCUGAUUCAGCGCUGAUUAGUGAGGAAGAUGCUCUGUGUUUGGGGAAAACGCGCACGAGCUCCCGGGGCGCUGCUCGCGCUCCUGUUCAUCAGCGGAACCUUCGUGUGCAAUGCAGACGGCAGUGACUACAGUGAAGUUCUGCCUGACUCCUUCCCCUCUGCGCCAGCUGAGCCGCUGCCUGAAUUCCAGAGUGAGCCAGAGGACACAUUCAUCGUAAAGAACAGACCAGUCAAACUUUCCUGUAAAGCGUCUCCUGCUACCCAGAUCUACUUCAAAUGCAACGGCGAGUGGGUCAACCAGAACGACCACGUCACCAGAGAGAGCCUGGACCAGGUCACAGGUCUGGUGGUGCGUGAGGUAGACAUCUCAGUGUCCAGGGUUCAGGUUGAGGAGCUCUUUGGCUUGGAAGAUUACUGGUGCCAGUGUGUAGCCUGGAGCUCUGCUGGUACCACCAAAAGCCGGCGCGCAUAUGUGCGCAUUGCAUACCUCAGGAAAAACUUUGAGCAGGAGCCACUCGGCAGGGAAGUGCGUCUGGAACAGGAAGUUCUGCUGCAGUGCCGCCCACCAGAAGGGAUCCCACCUGCUGAGGUAGAAUGGUUGAAGAAUGAGGAGCUUGUUGAUCCUGUGCAGGACUCCAACUUCCUUAUAACCAUUGAUCAUGACCUCAUUAUCAAGCAGGCACGUCUUUCUGACACAGCUAACUACACGUGUGUGGCCCGAAAUGUGGUUGCCAAGCGACGCAGCAGCACCGCAACUCUCAUUGUAUAUGUGAGUGGAGGCUGGUCAUCCUGGACAGAGUGGUCAGAGUGUAAUGCACGUUGUGGGCGGGGCUGGCAGCGACGGACACGUAGUUGCACCCAUCCGGCACCACUUAAUGGAGGUGCUUUUUGUGAGGGCUCACCCUUUCAAAGAGUCACCUGCACCACCCUCUGUCCAGUGGAUGGAGGCUGGACGGAGUGGGCUAAGUGGUCAGCAUGUGGGACCGAGUGCACACACUGGCGCAGCCGUGAAUGUCAGGCUCCUCCCCCACGUAACGGAGGACGUCACUGCAGCGGCAGCAUGAUGGAGAGCAAGAACUGCACCGAGGGACUGUGUGCCCGCUAUAAAAAGGUUACUGUUGAACAUACAAACCAUCUGGAUUCGGGGGCAGGAGUGGCUAUGUAUGCAAGGCUCGUGGGUGCUCUGUUGCUGUGUGUAAUCCUUGUGCUCAGUGUGGGCAUCCUGGCUUACCGCCGAGGCUGUCGCCAUUUCCGCGGAGAUAUCACUGACUCCUCAUCUGCCCUUGCUGCUGCUUUUCAUCCUGGCAAACCUCCAAGACAAGAUAACCUUCAUGUGCUGCACUCCUCAGCUCCUCCUGACCUCACUGCUAGCGCUGGAUCAUUCCGGGGGCCGAUCUUCUCCUCCUUGCAACAGAGCACACUUGACUCGCAUCACAAGAUACCCAUGACCAACUCGCCCCUGCUGGAUGCUUUGCCCAGCCUCAAGAUUAAAGUGUAUGACUCCUCUACCAUGUCAUCGCUGGAGCUGCCCACCAGCCUGGGAUGUGCUGAUGAAGACAUUAUGAGCUUGAAAACGAUGGGCAGCAGUAUGCGAGAUCAUCGCACACACACUCUGCCAGCUGAAUCAGGCCACAGCACCAGUGCCACACUAGGCUGCCUCGGCGGGCGCCUCACCAUCCCUAACACAGGUGUGAGCCUAUUGGUACCGCCAGGAACCAUUCCUCAGGGGAAAUUCUAUGAAAUGUAUCUCAUCAUCAACAAAUGGGAGAAGACUACGUUGCCAUCGGAAGGUGGUCAGACAGUCCUGAGUCCAGUGGUGAGCUGUGGGCCCUCAGCCAUGCUGCUAAGCCGUCCAGUCAUCCUCACCCUGCCCCACUGUGCGUACCUCGAGACUCCCAACUGGAGCCUCACUCUCAAAACACAGAGCAACCAAGGAUUCUGGGAGGAGGUGCUGACUAUAGGAGAGGAGAGUUUGUCCUCGCCAUGUUACAUGCAAUUGGAGGAGCAGAGCUGCCACAUACUGAUGGAGCACUUAGGCACCUAUGGUCUGGUGGGUCAGUCAGUUCCUCCUCAACCUGCUUGUAAGAGGCUACAGCUUGCCCUGUUUGCUCCACGAGCUCCUUGCCUCUCUCUGGAUUACAGUCUAAGGGUCUACUGCAUACAAGAUACACCAUAUGCCCUAAAGGAAGUGUUAGAAUUUGAGCGAACGCUUGGUGGGGUGUUACUGGAGGAUCCCAAGUCACUCCUCUUUAAGGACAGUUACAACAACCUACGACUGUCAAUCCAUGACAUCCCACACUCUUAUUGGAGGAGCAAGCUUCUUGCUAAGUAUCAGGAGAUCCCAUUCUACCACAUCUGGAAUGGGAGCCAGCGGCCCCUGCACUGCACCUUUAGCCUGGAGAGAGGCAGCCUGGCUGUGUCCCAGCUCAGCUGUAAGAUCUGUGUGAGACAGGUAGAAGGGGAGGGACAGAUAUUCCAGCUCCACACAGACAUCCAGGAGACAUUGCCCCCACAUUCACCGCUGCCUGCAGCAGGAACAAGCCUGCCGUCAUCUCAGGUGGGUCCUUAUGCCUUCCGCCUGCCAGCCUCUAUCCGCCAAAAGAUCUGUGCCAGUCUUGAUGCCCCCAGUGCCCGUGGCUGUGACUGGAGACUGCUUGCACACAGCCUGGGCUUUGACAGUUACCUGAACUACUUUGCCACCAAGCCAAGUCCCACAGGUGUGCUGCUCGACCUGUGGGAAGCUUGUCACCACGGUGAUGCCGACCUGGUCUCCCUGGCGACUGCUCUGGAAGAGAUGGGCAAGAGUGAGGUCUUGGUUGUUAUGACGACAGAUGAUGACUGCUGAUUGGGUAAUCAAAAAGGAUAGAAAUGUGGCACCAUGAAUAAAGCAAUCAUUAAUGCCAGUGGACGGGCAUAGAAAUGUGACCACACACCCUGACUCGUCACCGUGUGUGCACUACAGAAGAAACAGAGCUGCAAGCUGCUAGCUCCACGAUCUCUCAGUCUUCAGUCACAAUGAACAUGAACCAAAAAAUGUGAUGUCAUUUGAAUGAGAACAUUUUUUACUCUUAAUGCAGGUAGCAGGUUUAAAUCUGGGCCUGUCUGCUUAAAUCUUCAUGUACAAGGUCAUGAUUCAAGAAUGCUUUUUGCCCUCUCGGACGUGAAUAAUUUUUCAUCGAAACACGGGCAUAUACACAAACACCCACACACUCAGCCUUCAUGCUGGAAGCUAAGUGUGAAAGUGCAUGAUUAAGCGUCACUUAAGGUCGUGAUUGAGCUUUUGUUUCCUAGUGAUUACUGGAGGCUUCAAGUCACCAUCAAACAGACUCUGGAGUGAAGCAUUUUCUCAAGUUGCUCACACACACACACAGUUAUAAAGAAUAGAGUGUUGAUAAUAAAGCACGCAAGUAGCCAAAUUAACCAGACAUAGACUCAGAAACAGCAGUGCUGCAAUAGUUAUUAGUUUUACCAUUUUUAUUUACAACAUAUUGAGAAUAGCCUGUAGUGAACUUGACACUGCUCCUGUUUGACAAAAGCUUGACAUGCUUAUGAUUAGCAAAAAGAAACAAGGAGCUGUUGUUGCAAGAAAGUAGGGAUGUACUGAUUACAAGUUUUAAUACAAUAAGUACUGCGUAUACUAAAAGUAUUGCUCCAGAUACCUGAUACUGAUUCAGUACUGACAUCCUCACAGGAAACAAGCCAAACCUCUGCAAGCUGCUGUUGCCUAGUUAUGCAAAAUAUCAGAGACAUGAUGGUGCCGUGUUCAAGUCAGCCUCACUCACUGUCAUGAAAAAACACAUCAAAUCAGAUCCUAUAACAGAGCCGAGUAUCAGUGCAUCUCUAGAGGAAAAAUUUGUAGGAAUUGAAUUUCCAUUUUGCUUUUUUUAGUAAUCUUGAUUGUUUUUAAUGACAUUUUCUCUUCAACACAUAAAAUGCAGAAGUGCUAUCACACAAUGGUUUCCUAUAGGGAACGCACUUUUUAAUUUACUGUCCAUAUUAGUGGAUUAUUUUUUGAUUCUCUCUCAUUCAUUCUAUCUGCUGUAAUGUUUAAUAGAACGUAUGCAUCUGUACUUGACUGCUGUUGCAUUACGUUCCACAAGCAAGGAGUGGUUACAAAGUGCUUAAAUGACUUCAUGUCGUGUGGCAAGCUUUUUAAAUGCUGUUUAAUAUGUCAUGGGUAAACUGUCAUUUCAUACAUUGAAGCACAUGAAAAAUGUGAGCUCUGGUUCUGUGAUCUGGUGUUUGGGUUCAACUCGAGCCAUUAAUCACUGCUCAGACUCUAAGGUCAUGCAAUUGUAGGCCUUGUGUUUAGUGUCUUUGGAAAUGGCAUGGCUGCUCUUUGGACUGCAUUGUGUCACGUCCACAGUCUUCUCGGACUGUGGGUUGGAAAUGUUACUAUAGUGUGAGACUAACAGCCAUGGCUGUCAUGGACCCUUUACCAUUUGUCCAUUUUGAUGUUGUAUCAUUAGCAUAUUGUGACCUUAAUAUUAUAAGGUUCAGUCUGGCAUUUUGGCCGGAAAUGAGUUCAGCACGUUAGUUGGAACCUGACUUCAUAUUUGGUAUUAUUCUCUCUCUCUCUCUCUCUCUCUCUCUCUCUCUCUCUCUCUUUCUAUUUCUCUCUAUCUCUCUCGCUCCCUUUUUAUUUUACACGUUCUCUGGUUCUAUAUUUUAAGCAAAGUUGCACGUCUAAAAUGAACUUGGAAUGAACUUGGAUUCUAUCACAGCCCAUCAUAAUUGUAGAUGAAUUAUUAAUGAAUAAUUUUAUUAAUUGUAAUAAAUUGCCAAUCAAAGUCUGCCCAGUUUAAUACAGUGAAUAGAGCACAGCAGUGCUAUCAGACAUGUUUGUGGCAUAUAAAUGCGAAGGAAAAAAACACAUUUAAGUGUUAAAUGAAAUUCAUAGUUCAUAUAGCUAGUCUAGUAGAAAAGAAUCCUAACCCUAACCCUAGUUUCGUGUAUUUACAUCUCUAACAAUGUGUUAAAUAAAAAAAAAAAAAAAAGAUUGAAAAAAGCCCCGAGCACAGUAGAAAGCUUCGAAAUGCUAGUGUUAAAUGUUAACCGACCUACCUCCAGUAAUGUUUUUUAUUUUUUUUGCAGUAGCUCAAUGUGGAAGCAGGACUAAAUAUUAGCUAAAUAAUAAAUAGUUUAAUAUAUUAAGUAGCUAUUGCACCUAUUGGUUUAAUGAAGUGUAGCUUUAUACUUUUGUCAGUAAAAUAGUUUUUUCCCCAUUGUAUAUUUAUUGUUUGAAUGUCUUCAUUUAGAAUUUUGGAAUUUUAGAAUUUUAGAAUCAUUUCAGAAGUAAAAUUUUAGAAAACUGGAGUGCAAAUGCACUGAUGUGUCACCUGUGUUUUAAAAUGAAUUACUGAAUUGCAGUCAUGCUAAUAACUCCAUACCCAUGUUUCCUACCUGGUCAAAUACCCACUCUUUAAAUAUCUCAGGGUUUUGAUAAUACACAUUUAAAGCACUUUUAAACUUUAAACCCUUAAACCCUACUGACAUAUAAAUAUGGAUGUCACUAGUGUAGCAUUUGUUAGCUGAUAUGUCAUUUAUUUGAUGCUUGAUAUAAAACAAAACCUGCUUUUUAACCAGGUAGAACAAUAUAAUUCUAAGGUCACAAUAUGUUUUAAUUUUUUUGUUUUUUCUGUAAAAGUGUUGAGAUAUCCUCCAGAAAAUAAGCAGUAUCUGUCCAUGUUUCUGGAAAAGUAAUUUUUGUGUUGUGUGUGUGUGUGUGUACAGUACAAGUGCUGUUGAAUGCGUGCUGAUUGAAGGGCCUCAUUUUGUAGCAGUUUCUUUUACCUUUUUAUGUAAAUUCUAUGCAAGUACAAAAUGAGUAAAUUUGCAGACCUCCUUAAAGUUUUCCGCUGGAUGUGCAAGUGUCAGUUUGGAGAUUGUCAUGCUGUACUACUGACACAUGCUAGAACAGGCCUUAAGGAUAUAAAGCUUCUCCAAGGCUCAUCAGCAGAAACAAACAAUUUAAAAUGACUCCAGGAUGCUGGGCUUAUAAGUGGUUUCCAUGUGCUCUUUUCUGCUUUUCUGAUCUGUGUGGAAAAAUUCUGCCAUCAAUAAACAAAAAUAAAAAUUCUAGGAGGAGUAAAUUAAAACCUCUACCCAUGAAAAUGACUGGCAGUUAUGACACUGUUGAUUGUACAGAAAGCUCCUAAGCACAUCAGUUUGUUUCGGGAAACCUCUUCUAACCCAGACACAAACCUUUGGACAGUCGUCAGGUAUGAGACAUGGGACUGCAUCUGGUCUCAACCUUCUGAGUUCAACCUCUUUCUGGAUGUUUGUUGCUUUUCACAAACCCUGAGUCAUUUAGUUCUGAUGUCAUACCAGAACUCUGAGGUGUUUUUUUUGUUUGUUUGUUUCAUUUAAACACUGUAAAUGUCUAUUGUACAUAAAUGUUUAGCCUUCUUACUGUAACUAAAUAUAAUUUUUAUGCAAUAAAUUAUAUUUCUUAGUUUAACAAGAAA